Molecule: messenger RNA, 792 nt
Organism: Salvia miltiorrhiza (redroot sage)
Lineage: Eukaryota; Viridiplantae; Streptophyta; Magnoliopsida; Lamiales; Lamiaceae
Product: PLASMODESMATA CALLOSE-BINDING PROTEIN 5-like
Exons: 3
Coding region: 143-655 (170 amino acids)
Source: RefSeq, a predicted model, not a curated record
ACUUCUGUUACCGUCUGCUCACUUCUCCAUGAAUCCCAACGGUCUAUUUUCCAGCGCUUAUAAAAAUAAUCGUGAAAUUAUGCCUCUCUACAGGUUGCUUCAAUUCUCUCUCUUCAGCAGUCAGCACUCCCACUCUCACUAAAUGGCACCGCGAAUCUCCUCUCAGUUACUCUUUCUCUUCUCCAUCUCCCUCGACGCAGCAUUAGCCGCGGGCGGCGGAGAAGCGGCGGCGAGGGAGCUGUGGUGCGUGGCGAAGAACAACGCGGAGGACGCAGCCUUGCAGUCCGCCCUCGACUGGGCGUGUGGGCCCGGCGGGGCGGACUGCGGACCCAUCCAAAAUGGUGGGCCCUGCUACGACGCGUCCGACGUGGCUCGGACGGCGUCGUACGCCUUCAAUGACUACUAUGUCAAGAAUCGCAACUCCGACGACAGCUGCAGUUUUAGCAACACCGCUGCCGUUACCGACCUCAACCCCAGUCACGGUAAUUGCAAAUUCCACUCAAGCUCAGGAGCAAGUAAUGGGAACUUGAGUGGAGGCGGAGCGGGCAUAGCCGGGGCGGAUACUUCAGACUUAAGCAGUAGUAACUCAAUUGUUGGAUGGGAUGGGGGUUCCAUUCUCAUUCUCUUCUUUGUGAUUGUGCGGCUCUUCGUUUAGGACGCAAUGGACAUAAGUUGGAUUAAUAAAUUACCCAUCUUAAAAAGAAAGGAAUUGUAAUUAGUUAGGUCGAUCAAAUAGUCUUUGUAUUUUGUUUCUGUUGUUAUUAAUUAAGUUUGAUUAACGUGAUUAUUGUA